CAAGAACGCACUUACCUUAGAUGAUUGAUUGGUGUGACAGAUCAGCCGGUGAAGCGCUAUCAGUUUCCCAGUGAAGGCAGGCGCAUAGUACCGGCCUCGGUACCUGGUACGGCUGGUAGUAGUGGUCUAAGCGUGUCGCCCCAGCCGAAGCUACACCUAAACAGCCCCCAAUUCAGUCAUACUGACGGAAGUCACUACUACUCCUAAUUCAUGCGGCGACAGUCCCCAGAAGUCGUAAACCUAAACUCAACAUCAUUAUCCGACGGACUACGACGACGAUACCGAAUUCGAGCUCCCAUUUGCUGUUUUCGCUUUCUAUUUCGGAGCUGGGGUUUGCAUUACUACUGGCACAGUAGGAAGCAAAGUAGGAAGUGGGAAAUAGGAACAGAACCAUGGCAGUGGGACUUUCCAACGGCCGCCAUGCCGCCGACGAGGAAGCUCGUGCUGAGGUCGACGUGCUUAACUCGCGACUAGAGAAAACCACUCAAUUGACCAAGAAGAUCCAAGCAUGCCUAGGAAGAUUAGAAGCUACUGGGAAGAGCGUUCGCGAUGUAUCAGGUCCCCUUACUGGCGAGACUAAGAGACUGCAGGUCUUAGGGAAUAACAUCGAAGCAGUCGUCGCAGCUAUAGAGCGACUUCGCCAGCCCGCUGAUUCGAAGAACGAUGAGGAAGCCAUCAUCCGCCAGGGCCCCGAAAAGGCCGGGUUAUCCAACUACCUAAACUCGAUCAAGAGGUUGAAUAAGGCACUAGAAAACAUGAGGAGCUCGAAUCUCCGUGCGAAUCAACAGACAAUGGCCGAUCUCCAACGUUUGAUCAAAUCCGGCAAUACCCAACUGGAAAAUUCGUUCGACAAGAUGCUGCGGGGGGAGACGCCGCGCUCGAUUGAGCCGCUGCAGUACACGACUAAAAAUACACCAUUCCCCCUCUUGUCCCAAGACAAGAUCUCGCGCUUAAGUCUUAUGAAUUCUUACGUAUCCGGUAACUCAUUGUCCGAAAACCCACUAAUAAAAAUCUAUGCCGAUGUGAGGGCGCAAUAUCUAUCACAAACUCUCAUAAACCUUGCAUAUGCGAGCGUCAACACCGCCAAGAAGAAGAGUCCCGAUGCUAUCUACCGGGCCGGCACCAAUGGGAUUGGUAUGUACGCCCAAGCGAUGGAAGGCUUAUUUGUUGCCGAAUACGACAACAUCUGCAACAUUUUUAUGCGACAGGACUGGGGGCCGGCUUUUCAAAUGACCUGUCAGGCCCCGCUGGCUGAAUUGGCGAGAACAAUCCGAGAACUAAACAAUCACAUCAAGGCCCAUCUCAACACAGACUGUUACCUCGCAUACGAGGUCAUUGAGAUUAUGUCCAAUCUGUCCAACAAUAUCGAGGAACGCACGGGCGAACUCAAAGCUACCUUGGCCGCGGCAUUGAAACCGGUGCGUGAGACGGGCAAGUCUUCACUUGCCGAGCUGCUCGAGGACACCAAGCGAAAGGUGGGGGUAAUGCAAGCUCUACCAGCCGAUGGCUCGCCGGUCCCUGUGAUCUCUGAGACGAUGCAACGCUUGCAAACCAUGGUUGACUUCCUCAGGCCAAUAUCCAGCAUUAUGAUAUCACUAGGCGACGGUGGGUGGAAGUCGGGCGCAGCGGCGAAUACUAGCAUGGACGGGAUACCUAGUUUGGCAUCGUUCGACAUCGGCGCUGACGGGAAGGAGAUCUUCGCGCAUUAUUGCACCGAUACGAUAGAUGUGUUGAUGUCGGCGCUCGAGCAGAAGGCGAGGGUGUUACUGAAAGGGAAGUCGGUCUGGGGUGUCUUUUUGGCCAACAGCGUAACCAUCGUCGAACGUAUGGUGCGGGAUUCCGAUCUAAAGCCGCUCUUAGAGGGUAGGCUCAGCAAUUUGGAAGUUUGGCGCAAAAAGGCGAAGUCCUACUACUCUGACGCGUCUAGGGAUGUAUCAAUGCAUCUUUUAGACACGAUCCACACAAAUCGGUCCCAGCGGCCCGCUUCGGGUUCAUCCGAAUCCACGUCGAUCCUGAAAGGACUGAGCAGCAAGGACAAGGACAAUAUCAAGUCCAAGUUCCAACUUUUCAAUGCAUCUUUUGAUGAACUAGUGGCUCGGCAUAAGACGUUCAGUAUGGAAAAAGAAGUGAGGCAGAUGUUCGCGAAGGACGUGCAGCAGAUGCUAGAACCUCUUUACAAUCGCUUCUGGGACCGUUACCACGAGAUAGACAAAGGCAAGGGCAAGUACGCCAAGUACGACAAGUCUUCGAUCGCCGCCGUCUUCCUCAGCCUCUACUAAAGAGGUACCUAAAGUGGUACCGAGACAUCUGCCGACGACUGCGACUGUUAGAACCCUAAAUCAUUUGAGCGUCGCGAAAAUUUCCCAGACGAAUCCUGCGAAAGCCUCGUAUGUGGCGAUCAUC
This is a messenger RNA of Annulohypoxylon truncatum, 2403 nucleotides long. RefSeq names its product Cullin repeat-like-containing domain protein. The transcript has 2 exons. Gene Ontology annotation, molecular function: phosphatidylinositol-4,5-bisphosphate binding. NCBI's taxonomy places the organism in Eukaryota, Fungi, Ascomycota, Sordariomycetes, Xylariales, Hypoxylaceae. The record is from RefSeq and is a predicted model, not a curated record. Gene Ontology annotation, cellular component: exocyst. The coding region runs from base 393 to 2279 and encodes 628 amino acids. Gene Ontology annotation, biological process: exocytosis.